AUGCUCCGUGAUUCCAUCGUUCUUCUUCUUUUCAAUGCUUUGCCUUUUCCGGAUCAAGCAUCUUGGUAUCGUAGCGAUGAUGAAUAUGGGCUAUCUUCUAUUCUUCUAGACAGUCCAAGCCCACGAUUUGGACCAAGUCUCACAGAUUCACAUCGCAUCUCUGCACCUUCAAAUGAGGUACAUUUCCAAACAGAAUCUAUCCACGCAGUUGCUCCACUAGAAAGCAAUAACUCGAUAGCCAAUGGAGGCUUGGGUAUCGCUACAGCCAUACAAACAGGAAAACCCAAGAGAAAAAGAAAGCUUUCCGAGAAAGCUCGUCAACAAGAUUCUUUCAAACAGCGAUUGAGACGACAAAAAAUCAAAGAACAAGGUGGUGAAGUGGAAGAAGCGAUGAAAGCUAGACAAAGGGGUUACAACAGAAAAACUCGGCUGAAAGUUCUACAAGAUCCGGCUAAGCUGGCAGAAUUUAGAGCAUACCAUAGAAAAGCCUCUAAAAUGCAGUAUCAGAGGAUGAAAAGCGACCCGGUUGCAUUUGAGGCAUUUAAAAAGAGGAAAUCUGAAAGACAAAGAAUUAAGAGGAUGCAAACGUCGAGAAGUGCAAGAAACAGCCCACGGUACGGAACAGGUAUCACAGAUGCGGAUCCUUUCUCUGCACCGUCGAAUGAGGUACAUUUCCCAACAGAAUCUAUCCACACAGCUCCAUCCUUGGAGUACAACCAUUUGGUCACCAGAGAAAGUCAGAACAUUGCUACAAACUUACCGUCAAAUGAACCUAAAAGGACAUCAAUUGCCAAAAAAAAGCCUUCCGAGGAGGCUCGUCAAAGAAAGCUUUUAAAACAGCGAACAAAACGUCAACAAAUCAAAGACGAGGGUGGAGAAGUGCUUGAAGCUUUUCGAGUUAGACAAAGAGGUUAUGACAAAACGUCUCGCGUGAAACUUCGACAAGAUCCGAUCAAACUCGACAAGUUUAGAAAGUAUCAUAGAAUAGCUUCUCAAAGAACUUAUCAGAGAAGAAGAAAUGAUCCGGUUGCAUUUGCUGCUUUCAAAAAGAUGAAAACUGAAAGAUCCUUAAAGAGGAGGCAAAAGUUGAAAAGCAAAAGUGAAACAUACAAUGAAAACAGUGAAACAUCCAAUUCAUUUCCAUGGGCAGAAACAACUCCAGCCAGUCAGCCUGUCCCUACGCCCUCAAAUCAAGUAUUGGAACCGGUCGAAAAAGGAUCAGUCUCUACCACACCCUUAUUGAAAGAUAAGAGCAGGGCUACUCAGUCUUCUCCUUCAACAGAGAAAGUAAGUCCGAGACGAUCCGAAGCUAGUCGUGAAAAGAAACGCUUACAACAGCGAGUAAAGAGACAAAGAAUUAGAGAUCAGGGUGAAGAAGCAGAUCAAGCUUAUCGAGCUAGACAACAUGCUUAUUCACAGAAAUUUUGGACAAAGGUUCGUGAAGAUCCCGUUAAAAAUAAAGAAUAUAAAAAUCGUGUUAGACUAGCCAGUCAGAGAGCUUAUCAGAAAAAGAAAGAGGAGGAUCCGAUUGCAUUUGCAAAAUUCGUAAAGAUGAAAAGUGAAAAGUCUUAUAUAAGGAAGAAAAGGUUAAAGACUGAAGUGAAAGCCAGCAGGACGACUGAUUUGGACCUUGAGCUGAGGUUGGGUCCAUCGCAAAAUCAGGCGGAUGAAACUGGUACUGUCAACAUGGAUACCAAUAUUCCCAAAUCUCCACAGCAGCCCCAAUUUCCCACUGAGAAGAACGACAGACGCAAGAAAGGAAGGAAGAUUCAACGGCCUCGAAUACCUUUAGUGCGAUCAUCCGAACAAAAGCAAAAUACUAUACCCCUGACAGCAAAAGAAAUGUUGGAGCAAAAACGAAAAGAAGACUCAUUAUUGAAGAGACGAUUGAAAAGACAUCAUGACAAACUGAUGGGUAAGCAGCCGACCGAGAUGCAGAAACAGAGUCACAAGGAAACAGGAUCAGACAGUGAAAGCGGAAGUCUUGACCUUGAGUUACGAUUGGCACCGGCUGUCCAUUUUCACUCUGUAGAAUCAGCAAGUUUUGGAAACACUUUGCAGAAUGAGUCUACAAUUCCUCCUGCGCUGCCGGAAGAGCCUACCACAGAAGACCAGCCUCACACAAGACCAGCUGAGUCGAAAAGAAAGCGUAGAUCGUAUAUAGACAAAAAUCUUCCUGCUUUCGCUGAUAACAAAGAUGGUAGCGAUGGCUUAAACUUGGAAUUGGGAUUAGGAAACUCACAACCGUUUACUUCUUCAGCUGUACGUCGAUACGGUAAUGCAGCCCAGGCUUACGACAAUACAAAACGAAAAUGGCAUGAUCCUCUUGCUUUGACGCUCAAACCACAUCAAGCUAUGAUUGAUGAUGACCGUACACGUACCCCUGCUGAAGAGAAAGAACGAGACUUGGAAAGAAACAGGUUAGGCAUGCGCGAAUACCGGAAAAAGAGAAGCAAGAUGGGUCCGGAAGUGGUGCAAUCGGAUCAAGAUCGACAACAAAUGCAUCAGAAGAAUUACAUGGAAAGAUUACACAAGGAUCCUAAAAAGUUAGAAGAAUAUAGAAAACGCAAAGCAAUGAAUCAACAAAAUUACAGCAACAGAAAGAAAGCUAUGCGACAGGUCAGACAAUUUCUCACACAGGGAUCAAAGCGUGAGUGA
Meira miltonrushii is the source of this 2658-nucleotide messenger RNA. RefSeq lists its product as uncharacterized. The record is from RefSeq and is a predicted model, not a curated record. Bases 1 to 2658 code for a protein of 885 amino acids. NCBI's taxonomy places the organism in Eukaryota, Fungi, Basidiomycota, Exobasidiomycetes, Exobasidiales, Brachybasidiaceae. The transcript has 9 exons.